This is a messenger RNA of Prorocentrum cordatum, 2294 nucleotides long. Lineage: Eukaryota; Dinophyceae; Prorocentrales; Prorocentraceae. The record is from the annotation of a GenBank genome assembly.
CCAGACUGGACCGCCGUGCUGAUCUCGGAUCGAGUCAUGGCAGCUCCAGGCCCGACCCGAGGCUCACCAGCCGAAGCUCUCCCACGCAGUCAUGGCCAGCUCCAUGAAGCUCCGCGUGAGGCUUUCGGAGGACACGAAGCAGUGCUUCGAUGACCAGGGCAUCAGCAUCGCUUGGGACAGCCAGGAGCUGCUCACCAUCACCUGCCAAGGGGGCCGGGAGCCUCCGCUGACCGUCGAGGGGGUGGCCGACUGGAUCGAGAUACGGGUCGAGGGCAUGUACGAGAGGCAGACGGGGGGUGAGGACAAGGCGCAGGUGCGGGCCCGCUCGAUCAGGAAGCACGGGGCUCCAGAGGAGCUCCCCUGGGAAGACGACGCCAGUCGGCAUCUCAGCGACGGCGACACGAUCGUCGCGGACUUGACGGCUCUCACAGACUCAGUGGCCAGGAGAACGCAGGCACGGCCCCGCCUCACCGAGAGCGACCUGGAUGAGAUCAGGAAGGCUCUGCGGUUCGACCUGAACGACCGGGUCCUGUGCUUCUGUGGGCCCCGAUGGCUCUCUGGCCACGUCGUCGGUUCGGCCGUGCCCGAUGGGGACAGGCUGCUCCCGUAUUUGGUCAAGACGGACCACCUUCCGGGGCUGCCCAGCAAGACCAUAUCCGUGCCGAGCGACCGGGACGGCGUCUGCACCCAGGAGGUCUGCUUCGAUCCGGUGUCGGAGCUGCACCUGGUGAAGGCGGCCGCCACGCUCCUGACGGGCCUGCAGAGGCCGAGGCUACGCUUCGCUGCCCAGGACAGGGUGGCCUGCCGAUUGAAGAAUGAUCCCAAGGACGGUCUAGAGAGGUGGGCCGUCGGGACAGUUUCGUGCAUUUGGCCGCAGCUUCCCGGGGAGCUGAAGUGGGAGACAGGUGGCGUCGUGGGAGAGUUUCCAAGCGCCGUCGCCUACAGAGUUGAUCUUAGCGCGGGCGGAUGGGUGUAUUGCCACAGGGACCACCACACUCUGAUCCGUAGGGAUGGCAUGCAGCCGCAGACGAGGGUGAAGGGCAUUAGCAAGCGGAUGGAGGUGAGGAGAGCCAAGGACGGCAGCAAGGAGCAAGUUGACCACCAGACUGAGCGCAGCAAGCGAAUGCUAGACAGCGACUCCGACGGAGAUCUUUGAUACCUAUCGACUCGUGCAGUUUUUUCUCAUGGCAUAUAUGGAAUCGAGGGGUGUUUCCUUUGAGCCGGGGAGCUUCGCGCAGCUCGGCCUUUUGACCAUCUUGCCGCUGGCUUGCGCACUUGCGCUGCGAGUCUUUUUCCUUCUGAUGGAUCUCCUCAGUGAAGGCUUUCAGAAGCAUGUUCAGACAGAUUCGGCAGAUGUUCAAUUCCCAGUGUAUGAGCUGAGGGUGUGACUCUUUCAAAAAUGCAUUGAGAAGCACGCGAAUCGUCGAGCGGACCUGGUUCGGAUGCAGGAUCGUUGCAUUGGGACUGUCAGGCCCACUCGCCUUCGUCAUUCGGUGCUGGAUCCGCCUCCGUAAUUAGCCAGCUUGGCUCAAGCCUUGUUUACCCAGCCUUGUUUCAUACAUGUAUUCCUCCCACUCCGGGGUACCCAGCAUCAUGUUCAAACAUGUAUUCGGCUGUGGUGUCCCACCAAAACUGUUUUGCCAUGCAUCCUCCGACGCUCAUUGAGUCGGGGCUUGAUUUUCAGUCUUUGUGCGAAAUCACAGCCGAUGGUUUGAACAAGCUCGGCAUGCCAUCUUUGAUUCGGUCUUCGAUUCGUUCAUGAGCAAACUUCUGAGCCUGACCGCAAUGUGUAAUCGGCGAUGGCGUCUCGCCAGAACGGUCUUGCUGUUUAUAGUCCGACACUCAUUGAGGCAGGGCUUGAUUUGUAGUCUUUGUGUGAAAGUGCUGCUGAUGAUUGGGGCAAUCUCGGCAUACCACCCUCGGUUCAGACUGAUCUACUGCUUUUCAUUCAUGGGCACGCUUGUGAGCCUGACAGAAUUGAUCAGGCCAUCGUGUUUGAAGGGUGAAGAGGUUGCGCCAUUGCCUGCGCAACAGUCGACGCUGGCAUGGACACACGUUCAAGACCCUGUGCCGAGUCGGCGCGCCACCUCCGUGGCACUAUCGGGCAACGCCGGCAGCAGGAGACGUAUCACAAGUGAGAGAAGGCCAGCAGCGUGUUGUCUCGUGUGACACGUACUACACAUACCAGGGCCACCAGUGUAUCUUCCAACCAUCCUGUGGUGCUGGAUCUUCGUUUUGAAGAGACAGCGCCCCGCGUCACCAAAAUUCACCCCCGCUGCCCUCUCCCCCUCCUC